Molecule: messenger RNA, 1318 nt
Organism: Trematomus bernacchii (emerald rockcod)
Lineage: Eukaryota; Metazoa; Chordata; Actinopteri; Perciformes; Nototheniidae
Product: olfactory receptor 10A6-like
Exons: 1
Coding region: 358-1314 (318 amino acids)
Biological process (GO): G protein-coupled receptor signaling pathway
Cellular component (GO): membrane
Molecular function (GO): olfactory receptor activity; G protein-coupled receptor activity
Source: RefSeq, a predicted model, not a curated record
UAAGAGGAGAGUCUUCAGUCUAUAGCAGCAGAACUAGCAGCUGGUCCCAGGUCAGUCUGAAUCAGCCCUCAUUAUAAGAGGAGAGAUCAAACUUUAGUUUGAUCUUGAUUUGAUACGAUGGUAGAGGGGGCCUGGCCUGUUGGGCUCUGGUGUUCUGGAAGCUUUAAAGCAGCAGAAGUCUCUGCAGCUGACAGAAGGGACUGCAGCAGUCUGCAGCACAGCAGGUGAGACACACUGCACUGUGUGAUGUGCUCAUGUUGCAUUCAUUUACAGUUCCUAACACACUCUGGGGGGGAUGGUAAGUUAAGACUGUGAAGUUCAAAUGUGCUCAGAUAUAUCAACGUUUAACCUCUAAGAAUGAUGUCCAAUUCAACUUCAGAAACUGUAUCAUAUUUCAUUCUUGGAGCUUAUUUGAAUAUUGGAUAUUUGAGGUACUUGUGUUUCAUGAUAACUGCCAUGGUGUACAUUGUGAUUGUUGUUGCCAACACGUCUCUGAUUGUGGUUAUCUGUGUGAACAGGAGCUUACAUGAACCUAUGUACCUUUUUCUGUGCAGCCUGUUUGUAAAUGAACUGUAUGGUAGUACAGGGUUGUUUCCAUUCCUUCUGGUUCAGAUCCUCUCUGACAUUCACACUGUUUCUGCUCCGCUCUGCUUCCUGCAGAUUUUCUGCUUGUACACAUAUGGAGGUAUAGAGUUUUGUAAUUUAGCCGUCAUGUCUUAUGACAGAUAUCUUGCUAUCUGUUGUCCUCUGCAAUAUAACACACGUAUGACUUCUAACAAGGCGCUUAUCCUCAUUAUUCUGCUUUGGUUGUAUAGUUUUGUGAAAUCAUUGAUACCUUUAUCUUUGAACAUCCGUUUGACACUGUGUGGGAACAUCAUUAAUAGUUUGUAUUGUAAUAACUACCUUAUUGUAAAGUUGGCAUGUUCUGACACUCAGGUGAACAACAUUUAUGGAGUGUUUGCUAUUGCUCUCACCAUCUUAGUCCCUGUGCUUCCAAUCCUCUUCUCUUACAUGAGGAUCCUCAGAGUGUGUUUCUCUGGUUCCAAACAGACCAGACAGAAAGCUGUCAGUACCUGCACACCUCACCUUGUUUCCCUCCUCAACUUCUCUUUUGGCUGCGGCUUUGAAAUACUUCAGACUAGAUUUGAUAUGAGCGGUGUUCCCAGUGUGCUGCGUAUUAUUCUCUCACUGUAUUUUCUCAUCAUACAGCCACUAAUGAACCCCGUCAUGUACGGACUGCAAAUGUCCAAACUACGAAACAUAUGUCAACAUGUGCUCUGUUCUAAACUGUUGUCUGGUAGGCCUGAUAACUAAAGUG